Oncorhynchus keta (chum salmon) is the source of this 4467-nucleotide messenger RNA. Its product is annotated as vesicle-associated membrane protein-associated protein A-like. Gene Ontology annotation, cellular component: endoplasmic reticulum membrane; plasma membrane. Gene Ontology annotation, biological process: neuron projection development. Gene Ontology annotation, molecular function: FFAT motif binding. NCBI's taxonomy places the organism in Eukaryota, Metazoa, Chordata, Actinopteri, Salmoniformes, Salmonidae. Bases 115 to 867 code for a protein of 250 amino acids. The transcript has 6 exons. The record is from RefSeq and is a predicted model, not a curated record.
UAGAAUCGCGCGUUCAAAUAUUUGCUCCCGUGGCGUGUGCACGUUCAGUCAGCGACUGACUCGUUCAAUAGUAUUUCCAUCUGUCAGUUACUUCCUGACAACUGUAGCUAAAAUAUGUCAAAGUUAGAGCAGAUCCUUGUUCUCGAUCCUCCGUCUGACCUCAGAUUUAAAGGUCCUUUUACAGAUGUCAUCACCACCAACCUGAAGCUGAAGAACCCGUCUGAUAGAAGAGUAUGUUUCAAAGUGAAGACCACAGCUCCUAGGAGAUACUGUGUACGGCCCAACAGCGGCAUCAUAGAUGCAGGCGCCACCGUCACCAUCUCUGUAAUGCUCCAGCCCUUUGACUACGACCCCAACGAGAAGAGUAAACACAAAUUCAUGGUCCAGAGUAUCUUUGCUCCUCCUAAUGAGUCUGAACUCGAUGCUAUGUGGAAAGAUGCGAAACCCGACGACCUCAUGGAUUCCAAGCUGAGAUGUGUAUUCGACCUGCCUCCUGAAAACGGUAGAGUGAAUGACAUGGAAGGGAGCACCGUGCAGAACUCGUCCAAGUCGGCGGAUGUUCCCGUGGCGAAGGUGGCGGCGAAGACGGUCAGCGCCUCGAUGGACGACUCGGAGAUGAAGAAACUAUCGGAGGAGUGCAGGAGACUGCAGGCUGACAUGGGCAAACUGACCGAGGAGAACAGACAACUCAAGGACGACGGUGUUAGAAUGAGAAGGGCUGCCCAGCAUUCCGAUCACAUGACAUCAAAUCAGACAGGCUCCUCCUCCUCCAUGAUGCAACACACCACCGCAGCGUCCCUGCCCUCCCUCCUCGUCGUCAUAGCAGCCAUCUUCAUCGGCUUCUUCGUGGGGAAGUUUAUCUUGUAGACUGGGGUUCGGCUCUGAAAUGGCACCCCGUUCCCUUGACCAGGGCCCUCCGUGCGGGAUGAGUCCCAUAGGGCUCUGGUCAAACGGUAGUGCACUACAUGGGGAAUAGGGCGCCAUUUGGGAUGUUGCGUUCCGAGAGACGCACAACGCCUGCCGUAUCCCACUGCUCCGGAAUCAAAAGGCCUGGAUGGAACUGACUAUAACGAAGAUGUAUUUCUGUUGACUUAGACAUAUCAGAAGUAGUGCUGUGAACCUCCAUUUGUCUGCAGUGACCACGUCUGUCUGGUCUCACACACACGCACACACACACACACACACACACACACACACACACACACACACACAGAGGGAAGGGAGAAAGAAAGAUUGCUCCUUGUUUUUGUUCUUUGAUGGAUGGACAGACAGGAUUGUGGAGGGGUAUGAUGGUUAUAUCCUAAAUGACACCCUAUUCCCUAUAUAGUGCACUACUUUAGACCAGAGCCCUAUUCCCUAUAUAGUGCACUACUUUAGACCAAAGCCCUGUAAUGCCCUAGGUACCCUGGUAAAAAGUUGGCGCACUAAAAAUGGAAUAGGCUGCUAUUUAGGACAUACAGGAAGAAGUACACUACCAAUCAACAUGAAGGACAGUUUACCUUGCAUCCCAAACGGCACACUAUCCCCUAUGUAGUGCACUACUUUUGAUAAGAGACGAUACUAAUUGAGCCCAGGUCUACAGUAGUCUGGUCCUAACCUUCAGUCCCAGGCCAGGAUAUAGUAGCCUGGUCCUAACCUCCGGUCCUCAGUCCCAGAUAUAGUAGCCUGGUCCUAACCUCCAGUCCUCAGUCCCAGGAUAUAGUAGCCUGGUCCUAACCUCCGGUCCUCAGUCCCAGGCCAGGACAUAGUAGCCUGGUCCUAACCUCUAGUCCUCAGGCCAGGAUAUAGUAGCCUGGUCCUAACCUCCAGUCCUCAGUCCCAGGAUAUAGUAGCCUGGUCCUAACCUCCAGUCCUCAGUCCCAGGCCAGGAUAUAGUAGCCUGGUCCUAACCUCCAGUCCUCAGUCCCAGGAUAUAGUAGCCUGGUCCUAACCUCCAGUCCUCAGUCCCAGGCCAGGAUAUAGUAGCCUGGUCCCAGAUCUGUUUGCACUGUCUGGUUCUGGUCAAAAGUAGUGCCCUUGGGAGUAGGGUAUCAUUUGACUCCUAGAGUCGCCGUGGGCCUAAAGCAGUGGAAUAAACCAAGUGUUCUCUGUCUGUUGUGUUUAAUAGUAGUUAAAUGGAACACUAAGUGUCUUUUGUAAAUGUUAUUUUAAUCAUUUUUAAGAUAAAAAGGAGAGCACUACUUCUUCAAUGGUCAAAUACCGACCACCUUUACUACCUGUUGCAUGGCAUCCCGUUUCGUUUUAUAGUGUGCUACUCGUGACCAGAGCACUAUGGACCCUAGUCAAAAGUAGUGCACUACACAGGGACGCAGCCAUAGACUACUUCAUUUGUUCUGUUUGUAAUUUCUCUACUUUCUAUUCCAUCUGGGAAAUAAUAGGUGCCUCCUUCCUUUCCUUCCUGUCCUUUUUCCACCUGUCCUUUUCUACCUGUCCUUUCCUACCUGUCCUUUCCUUCCUCCCUUUUCUACCUGUCCUUUCCUACCUGUCUUUUCCUUCCUCCCUUUCCUACCUGUCUUUUCCUUCCUCCCUUUCCUCCCUGUCCUUUGCUACAUGUCCUUUCCUUCCUCCCUUUCCUACCUGUCCUUUCCUUCCUCCCUUUCCUCCCUGUCCUUUCCUCCCUGUCCUUUCCUCCCUGUCCUUUCCUCCCUGUCCUUUCCUCCCUGUCCUUUCCUCCCUGUCCUUUCCUCCCUGUCCUUUCCUCCCUGUCCUUUCCUCCCUGUCCUUUCCUACUCCUGACAAUACCAAUGUAGACUUUAUAUUAUUAUAUUCUUUUUCUCAGUACAAAUAUUAUAAUCCUUCUUUCCUUUUCAAUUAUAAUAUUUGUCAUUUGACUCAACAACAAGAAGAAACAAAAAAAAAGGAAAGAAUUAUUAUAUAAUCCUUCUUUCCUUUUUUUUUUUUUUUUUUUUGUUGUUGAGUCAAAUGACUUUUGAGUUUCAACCCUCCCAUGGUUUUACACCGAAGAAGAAAUAAACCCGAAAACAAUGUGGGUUUUUUGAUAGUGUUUCGUCUUCUGUCGUAGUCUCGUAGAAUAUACCGUACACUCCUCAUACAACACAUCACCAUGUCGCCAACAUGUUUGUUUUGUAACGUGGAAUUGACAUUGUAGCGACCUUAACACCAACACCUAGCGACUUUUAUCAAGAGGUUCGGACCUCUUGACGUAACGUUUAAGGUCCGGGCUUGAUAGUCGCUGGACCAGGGUUCAAGUCCCGGUCGAGACUAUGCCCUGAAUUAGCUACGUUGGUGUCAGUAGUGGGACGGUGCCCGUGAGGCCAUCGGGAGAAGAGUGUACACAUGAGGGUCACACUCAGAUAUAAUGUCGAUGCUCAGAUAUAAUGUCUAGAUGCGUAUGUCUCCGCCCCCCCUAACAAUGGGAAUAGUUGUCUGCGGAACGGCACCCUGUCAACCUCUGGUCUAUUCCUCUCUUUGGAUUGGUGGAUAUAUCUCGUUAUUUGAUGAGGGGUGUUGACCUCAUCAGCAUGUAUUCAAUGGAGAGUUAGACGCUAUGCUGGCCUCGUGAAUAUGCAUAGACGCUACGCUGGCCUCGUGAAUAUGCAUAGACGCUAUGCUGGCCUCGUGAAUAUGCAUGGACGCUACGCUGGCCUCGUGAAUAUGCAUAGACGCUAUGCUGGCCUCGUGAAUAUGCAUGGACGCUAUUCUGGCCUCGUGAAUAUGCAUAGACGCUAUGCUGGCCUCGUGAAUAUGCAUAGACGCUAUGCUGGCCUCGUGAAUAUGCAUAGACGCUAUGCUGGCCUCGUGAAUAUGCAUGGACGCUAUUCUGGCCUCGUGAAUAUGCAUAGACGCUAUGCUGGCCUCGUGAAUAUGCAUGGACGCUAUGCUGGCCUCGUGAAUAUGCAUGGACGCUAUGCUGGCCUCGUGAAUAUGCAUGGACGCUAUGCUGGCCUCGUGAAUAUGCAUAGACGCUAUGCUGGCCUCGUGAAUAUGCAUGGACGCUAUGCUGGCCUCGUGAAUAUGCAUGGACGCUAUGCUGGCCUCGUGAAUAUGCAUGGUCGCUAUGCUGGCCUCGUGAAUAUGCAUAGACGCUAUGCUGGCCUCGUGAAUAUGCAUGGACGCUAUGCUGGCCUCGUGAAUAUGCAUGGACGCUAUGCUGGCCUCGUGAAUAUGCAUGGAUGCUAUGCUGGCCUCGUGAAUAUGCAUGGACGCUAUGCUGGCCUCGUGAAUAUGCAUGGACGCUAUGCUGGCCUCGUGAAUAUGCAUGGACGCUAUGCUGGCCUCGUGAAUAUGCAUGGGCGCUAUGCUGGCCUCGUGAAUAUGCAUGGGCGCUAUGCUGGCCUCGUGAAUAUGCAUGGGCGCUAUGCUGGCCUCGUGAAUAUGCAUGGGCGCUAUGCUGGCCUCGUGAAUAUGCAUGGGCGCUAUGCUGGCCUCGUGAAUAUGCAUAGAAAGUCUCGAAUUUCAAUGCCAACAACUCCAAUAUGAAUAAAAAAUAUAAUUCUACUCAAAGUU